GCAGGUGACAACCCCUUUUCAGCCAUCGUUCGUUCAGAAUGCCGCUCCCUAACGCUGUCCCAUUGUCACAGCGAUUAUCGCGUCGUGUAACGGUUUCCAUUGUACUCUAUGUACUUCUUUCUUGCUUGGCGGAACCUUUGGUCAAGUUGAUUUCUGUUUUCGCACAACGACCGCAGGAUUCAAAAUCGGACGUCGAUGAACUUACAGAUGAAGGAAUUCUCCAACGCUUCAAAACCGCCCCAGAGAUCGAUUGCUCUGUCCGUCGUCUCACACCUCGCACGAUUGCCAAAGCCACGAUCGAACCAGGAAAUCCACCAAACUCUUCAGAAGCCAAUGCCCUAAAUAUGGUUCAUGCACGAACCACGAUUCCUGUCCCGAGAGUGCGACGAGUCAUUAAAGAAGAAUGGUCCUUUGUGAUCGUAAUGGAUUAUAUCGAGGGCCCGACGCUAGCUGAAGCAUGGCCAAACCUCUCUUUGUGGAAGAAAUUUUCCAUUAUCCUCAUUUUACGCAGUUACAUCUCUCAGCUCCAUCGCUUGCAAGCAACUCCCCAAACACCCCCAGGCCCAGUGUGUGAACAUACCGGUGAACCCGCCCGAAAAUGUGUAUCGCCGCUGUUUGGCAGGACUCGACCAAAACGAGGUCCCUUUGCAUCCUAUAUUGAACUCUCAGAGUUUUUCAACCGCCAAGCUAGGAUUGGUCUGAGCCAUUUUGGAGUUUCCAACAACGAUCCACUCCGUAACGAAUUGUUCGACGAUACCGCACCCCUUGUUCUCACUCAUUCCGAUAUCAACCCUCGGAAUCUGAUUCUAGGCUCAGAUGGGAGGUUAUGGAUGAUUGAUUGGGGGUGGUCUGGGUUUUACCCUCCUUGGUUUGAAUAUAUGUCCAUGAGGGAACAGGCAGAAAAUGAAAUACUCAAUGGUUUUCAGGACAGACUAUGGGAGUUGGCAAUUCCGUUCUGUUGCGGGAUUUAUUUUCGGCAGGAGCAGUGGAUGGCCAGGACGGGCCCCGCCCUGUCGUUUCACAAGUAGAUUAUGGGGUCGAGGUACUUUAGAUACUGUAUGAAGAAAAGCGAUAAGAUAUUUCUUUAUGCCCGGCUUGCUGCGUCCCGAAAACUUCAUUUAUCAUGAUGCAUAUCUAUGUAGUUUGCUUUCUGCGGCGUGUCCAAUUAAGGAUUAUCUACUACCAGCCUCGAUUUGAAUCUUACGACUUCCUCUGUAAAUCAAAUCUGUUUCUGAAGAACCUUGAACCUUAAUUUAGCAUGGUCUGUUUAUCUAGGCAAAACUAGAAGCGCUUCAAGCAGAAAGGACGUU
Lentinula edodes (shiitake mushroom) is the source of this 1310-nucleotide messenger RNA. Its product is annotated as kinase-like domain-containing protein. The coding region runs from base 39 to 1028 and encodes 329 amino acids. The transcript has 2 exons. The record is from RefSeq and is a predicted model, not a curated record. NCBI's taxonomy places the organism in Eukaryota, Fungi, Basidiomycota, Agaricomycetes, Agaricales, Omphalotaceae.